CCUUGGAUGGGCACAGGGUCUGUGAACGUGCAAGACGCAUUCGAAGGGUCCCCUCGUGAGUCCCUACUCGAUCCGCGCAUGCUCCCUCGCCAGCAUGCGCCGGGGCUGGCGGACGGGCGCUACCCUGGCUCGGGCUCGAGGACCACGCCGAGCAGGUUCCCGUGCGCCGUGGUCAAGAACACGUUCCUCGAGUUUGAAACAGAGGACGACGACCCUUGGCUGCUGGGCGGCACGGCGGACCGGCAGAAGACGGACAGCCUGCUGGACAGGAGGGCGGCGGGCAUGCUGAGGAGGGAGCUGGCCGCGCACGGAUCGGGCGUCGGCAGCGGCCCCGCGCGGAGUUUGAGGAUCACAGGCUGCCGCCAGAAGAGUUCCCCGCGCACGCGGCCGAGCCAGGGCUCGGGGAGCCGUCCGCUGGGCUGUCAGGCCUGCUCUCCCGGCACGCCCUGCCCGGCGCAUCGGGGUGCCUCGCGCGGCCGCGCGGGGGCUCGGCCGCGGGCGAGUUCCACGCCGCGCCAGCGUGCGGCCACGGGCGACGGUGCGGCGGACGCGUCCCCGCAGCAGUGGCAGGAGCUUAGCGUCUGCGGCGAGCCGAGCACUGGCCUGAGCGGGGGCUGGUUUGAGGACGACGGCCUGUCCGAGCACACUGGCUCGACGUUCUUCCCCUCUCUGGAGGCGGACCAGGCGCAGCCGGCGCGGGAGGCCGCGGAGACUGGGGGCGGCCUGGCGGAGGGAAGCACCACCGUGGUACUCCGCAACAUCCCGGGCGGGCACACGGAGCGGCAGAUUCUCCAGGAUCGACCGAUGUCGACAUGUCUGGAUUCAGCCUGA
This is a messenger RNA of Prorocentrum cordatum, 831 nucleotides long. The record is from the annotation of a GenBank genome assembly. Lineage: Eukaryota; Dinophyceae; Prorocentrales; Prorocentraceae.